Molecule: messenger RNA, 1296 nt
Organism: Pelagomonas calceolata
Lineage: Eukaryota; Pelagophyceae; Pelagomonadales; Pelagomonadaceae
Source: the annotation of a GenBank genome assembly
UUUAAGGCUGGCUUCGUCCAGGUGCGGCUAAAAACGGCACACACGCGGUUCUGCGCACACACGCGUGCCGUAUCGUUGCUCCCGACGCUGGCCCUGCGCCGAAAACGAUCUAUUUCGCACGGCUGCGGACGCUGACCAAGCUUGAUGACCAUGCAGUGCCAGAUACUGCUCGCCCUCGCGGCCGCUGCGGCGCCAACAGCAUCAGCGUUCGACCUCAUGAGCGCCGUGCUCAAGUCGCCCAUCUACAAAAACUUGCUCGUGCCCGCCUCGCGGAACAUGAUGAUCAAUACGGCGAAGGAGAACGGCGUGCCGUGGGCCGACGCCGUGGCCUGGAUCCGCGGCGCGACGACGUGGGAGCUGGACGAUGACGCCGACGUGGCCGUGCCCGCGUACUACCGCCAGCCGUUCCACGCGUACGAGCCGGGCAACCUCUGCUGGGAGGCGGCUUGGGAGGCGGAGGUCGCGGGACGGGCUGUAGGUGCUCGAAAUUACCCGGCAUUUGGCGCCGACGGCGAGGAGGCGUUCCGCGGCGCCUUCGACGACGCGCUCGUCGCGGCCGGCGCGCGAACGCCGGCCGUGGGCGAGACCAUUUUGGACCUCGGCUGCGCGACGGGGCACGGCACGCGGCGUUUAGCUGCAAAAUUUCCCGACGCUGCAUCGCUGGUCGGCGUCGACCUGAGUCCUUAUAUGAUCUCAGUCGCGAGGCGGCUGCCAGAACUCUGCAAGGGCGACAAUGCUUGGAUAAACGUCGUCUCGGACGAUAAACGCGUCUCGUACGCGCGCGCCGACGCCGCGGCGCUGCCUUUUGGUGAUUCUUCCCAAGACUUUGUGGUGCUCUCCUUCGUCGCGCACGAGCUGCCGCCCGCGGCGACGCGCGACGUCGUGCACGAAGCUUAUAGAGUCCUCAGGCCGGGCGGCCAGUUGUGGGUCACCGAGAUGGCGCGUUUUGCUGAGUCUGAAUUCAUCCACUUGUACGCCAUCGCCGCGACACCUCCCCACGCCGCAGGACUUCGAGACGGAGGGCUUCCGCAAGCUGCGCGCGUCGCCGGCGUUCGUGUUCAUCCGUAGCACGGAGCCGUACCUGGACGUUUACGCGGACUUUGGCGCGGCGGGCGUGGCGGAGGCGUGCGCCGACGCGGGCUUCGGGCGGGUGGAGGCCGUGGCGGCGACGGGACGCCACUACGCGCUGGUCGCGGCCAAGGACGGCGGGCCGGCGGCGUUCGUCGACCGGCGCGAGGCGACCAAGCUGCCGGACACGCACCUCAAGACGUGGGAGAGUAAGUCCACAAGCUAGCA